AAUAAUCCAUUCUUCGCCUAUCUUGACAUGCGCUCUGUCCGGUGAUCAUAUUUUAAAGCUUAUCUUUGUUGAUGAAGGGAUUCACUCAGUACUGUGGAUAGAUAAACGUACGUAGUGGAAAAUUGGUACAGCGGUGGCGUCAUCAGUCGGGUUGGUCAGUCCCGGUUACACUGGGCAGCCGAGUACGUCGUGCACUUGCUGUUUGGUUCGUAUCGGUGCAACAAUGUCGAGCGAUUGGUUGUUGAACGGUAGUAGCGGAGAGGAUUAUUCAACCGAUGAAAUAACGAGCUACGAUGAAAACGACACGUCCGGACAGACGAUUGACUCGAUCAGCCGAUCGUUGCAGCGUUUCGAAUGGCCCGAUUAUGUCGUGUUUGUGCUGAUGUUGCUAAUUUGUAUCGUGAUUGGAAUUUUCUUCGGCUAUCAAGACCAUCAGAAGCACAAACGGCGUCGCAAGCAGGCCCGUAGAGAUUCGGAAGCCCUGGACUAUUUGGUCGGUGGCCGGAAGAUGCAAAUAUUUCCCGUUUCGGUAUCGUUGGUAGCGAGCUGGAUCUCAGGUAUCUCGCUGCUGGGAACAUCUACCGAGAUUUAUGUGUAUGGUACGCAGUACUGUUACAUCGUGUUUGCUGUGAUUUUAAUGGGUUUUGUACUGCAUCACAUAUUUCUGCCCGUUUUUCACGAGCUACAAAUUACAUCUGCUUACGAGUACCUUCAGCGACGAUUUGACCAGCGGAUGCGACUCUUUGGAUCAAUACUCUUUACAGUGGCAUGCCUUCUUUGGAUGCCUAUCGUCAUUUACGUCCCAGCUUUAGCGUUCAACCAAGUGACUGGAUUAAGCAUACACGUCGUUACACCGAUCGUUUGCAUGAUCUGUGUGUUCUACACCAGCAUUGGAGGAUUGAAGGCGGUAGUCUGGACGGAUGUGAUCCAGUCCGGAGUGACCUUAUUGGCUUUGUUGGCUGUGCUGAUCAAAGGCACGUACGAUGUUGGAGGUCCAGCAGAAGUUCUGCAACGAAACAUUGCUGGCGAUCGUCUGGAGGUACCAAACAUCGAUCCCGAUCCUACGCUUCGACACUCGAUCUGGAUUAUCUUGAUCGGAGCUCCUGUAUGGUUUUGUUAUGGUGUAUCCUGCAGUCAGGAUAUGAUUCAACGGUUUCUAUCAUUACCGACACUUCAAGAUGCUCGUAAAGCUUUGAAAGGUUUUGUGAUUGGUUGGAUUGUAGUUAAUUUAAUAUUUUUCUUAAUCGGCAUGCUCGUGUACGCUACCUACUAUCGUUGUGAUCCACUGACAACGCAACUGGCAAAAGCAAAGGAUCAACUGCUGCCACUAUUUGUGAUGGAAACGUUCGCAGCAUACCCGGGCAUGACUGGAGUAUUUGUGGCUGGUAUCUUCAGUGCGGCUCUUAGUUCGUUGUCUUCGGCAUUGAACGCACUCUCCGCCAUCACACUAGAAGACUUUUGCAAACCUUACUGCAAGAAGCCGCUUACAGAGAAGCAGAUUGGCUACAUCAUGCGAGGUUCGGUGUUAGUAUACGGAGCUUUGUCAGUAUUGUUAUCUUUAUUAGUAGAGCAUCUAGGCACAGUGAUGCAGUUGACUAUGACAUUAAGCUCAGCAUCUGGAGCACCACUUUUUGGACUCUUCGUAAUGGGAAUUUUGAUGCCUUGGGUUAAUGGAACGGGAGCUUUGUAUGGAGGCAUUACCGGAUUACUUGUGAUGCUAUACAUGUGUUAUAAGGCGCAAUAUUCGAUCGCAUCGGGUAGCAGGACGUUCGACACGAAGCCUGUAUCGGUGGAAGAGUGUCCAUAUGAGUAUGCAUAUAACACAACCGGUGGCCUGGCAGAUGCAGAGUCCGAGCUGGAACAUGUAGAAAAGUCAAUUUAUCACAUGUCAUACAUGUACUUCACGCUGUUUGGGACGAGCGUGACCUGCCUGACGGGAACGAUUGUGAGUUUUCUUACGAAACUGCGAGGGACUUCACAUCAAGACCCAAUUGAUCCUAAGUUAUUAGCACCGUGCAUUAGAAAAAUGCAAUCCACUGGAAUACCCCUUACUUUCCAAGCAGUACCAACGGACAGAAAACAGGCUGAGAUGUGUGAAACAGAUUGUAACUGAAAUUGUACAUUGGAAUUUGAAUUCUAAUAAACAAAUAUUUAAUAACGUUGAGGAAAUUAAACUUUGUUGUUGAGUAACGUAAAACAUACAU
This is a messenger RNA of Anopheles funestus (African malaria mosquito), 2204 nucleotides long. RefSeq names its product sodium-coupled monocarboxylate transporter 1-like. Lineage: Eukaryota; Metazoa; Arthropoda; Insecta; Diptera; Culicidae. Gene Ontology annotation, molecular function: symporter activity. Gene Ontology annotation, cellular component: membrane. Gene Ontology annotation, biological process: transmembrane transport; sodium ion transport. The record is from RefSeq and is a predicted model, not a curated record. The transcript is spliced from 6 exons. The coding region runs from base 224 to 2113 and encodes 629 amino acids.